Messenger RNA from Chrysoperla carnea, 791 nucleotides. Its product is annotated as general transcription factor 3C polypeptide 6. Gene Ontology annotation, biological process: transcription by RNA polymerase III. Lineage: Eukaryota; Metazoa; Arthropoda; Insecta; Neuroptera; Chrysopidae. Gene Ontology annotation, cellular component: transcription factor TFIIIC complex. The record is from RefSeq and is a predicted model, not a curated record. The transcript is spliced from 2 exons. Bases 314 to 766 code for a protein of 150 amino acids.
CAAUUUUUCAUGUCAACAAAAUGAAACAAUGAUUAAAAUUUGAUUAAUAUAUGUCUAAUAAUAAUGAAUUUGAUCAGUAUGAGAUAAAUUAAAAUUAUUAUCAGAUCACUGUAAAAUUUUAGAAGAUUCAGUGAUUUAUGCUUGAUUUUUUCUGAAAUUAUUUGAAACUGACAGUUUGUGUUGAAAUGUAGCAAAUUGUGUCUGAUGAGCUGAGAGCCUCUUUUUGUAAACACGAGAUUAGUUGAAUAAAAAAUUGUUAAAAAUUGAUAAUAAAUCCCAAAGAUUUAACGUAUAAAACUACAUAAAAUUGAAAAUGUCCAAUGAAGAUCAAGAUGAGUAUUCCGAAGAAGAAGAAGACGUAUUAAUUUAUAUUGAUUUUGAAGAAUUUUCAAAAGAACCAAUUGAAAAUAAAACCACAUUCAAGGUUCUUGGUCUGGAUACAGAAAAGCCAAUUUUACAACUUGGGAAUAAUAUUUACGAAGGCGAAUAUACAAAUUGCUUUGGAACAUAUUUGUUUUUCGAAAAAGAUGAUAAUCCGAAACCAACUAUAAAAUCAGUAUCCAAAGCAGAACCUCAUACGUUUUACAAAUUCAGUGAAAAAACCGAAAAAGUUUUACACAUGAAACGUAUUUUUGUUCGAGAAAAGGAUAGUGAAGAACAUGUAGUGCAAGAUCCUACAUUUAAAUUCCCUGAAACUUAUGAAGAAGCUUUAGAAGACUUAGGAAAAUUAGCUGAAAAUGAAUUACAUUUAAAUGUUCAAUCAUAAUCAAUACAAUUUUUUUAACUUCAAA